GGAGAGAGAGAAGUACAACUUGCGCGUGCUGUCAAAAUAUAUACACAGUGCGCCAGAGCUGACCAGAGUGCACGGGGCGCCUGGGAGAUAACAGGAUUUUCCCUCCCCCCCCCCCUCUCUCUCGCGCCUGAUCGCUCGUGUCUGAUAUCACCUCGAGAUCGAGCGAGGAACGCUGACCCGUGCGUGAAGACGUGAAUUCACACACGCGCGUAGUCGAGUAGUCGAUAAAGCAUCGAGUCGGCAGAGUGUCAAAUUCACCAGUUCGAGGUCUUCAUCAAGCUUCCCUUCGGCGAGUACGAUGGUAUGAUUCCUGAAAUUCGACACGACGCUUCACUCGAGUCGCCGUUCAGCGCGACGUGACAAGAACUCGUCCGACGGAGUUUUUACUGAGCACCGAUCGCGCUUCGCGUCGAAACAGCUGAGAUCGGUCGAAAUGGAGUCAACAGGGCAGAAUCAGCCAUCUAACAUCAAUGAUGGUUCCGACGCCAAGGGCAGUUGCUUGUUACUUCGCUACGCCAGCCAAAAUUCUCUGGACGAGAGCUCGCAGAAGCACAUUCCUCGUGAGAAUGGAAAAGACAAACCACCAUAUAGGAAUCACCAUCAUACAAAUCGAGCUUUUGAUGUCAUCAAUGAGAUGAGAAAGAAAAAUUUACUUUGUGACGUCAUCCUGGUAGCAGAUGGUGGAAUGGAAGUACCUGCUCACAAAAUGGUUCUCGCUGCGUGCAGCCCUUAUUUUUAUGCCAUGUUUACAAGUUUCGAAGAGCGUGAUCAAGAAAGAAUAACAUUGCAAGGCGUAGACUAUUCAGCAUUAGAAUUAUUAGUUGACUAUGUUUACUCCGCUGAAGUCCAUGUUACAGAGGAUAACGUACAGGUGCUUCUACCUGCCGCAAACUUAUUACAACUAACGGACGUACGAGACGCUUGUUGCGAUUUUUUACAAGCUCAAUUACAUCCAUCUAAUUGUCUCGGUAUUAGGGCAUUUGCUGAUCUGCACGGAUGUCUUGAGUUGUUGGCACACGCUGAUAGUUACAUCGAACAGCAUUUUUCGGAAGUGGUUGACGCGGAAGAAUUCUUAACAUUGGCACCUGAACAAGUGGCCAAACUUAUCUGUAGCGACCGUUUAAUGGUACCUUCUGAAGAAAAAGUAUUCGAAUGCGUUAUUUCCUGGGUACAUCAUGAUCUUGAGAAGAGACAAAACGAUUUAGCUCUCUUAAUGGAGCAUGUGCGCUUGCCUUUGCUUUCUCAAGAAUACUUGGUACAACGCGUGGAAGAGGAACCGCUCCUCAAGGCAAAUUUACAAUGUAAGGACUUCUUGAUCGAAGCCUUAAAAUAUCACUUACUUAAGGGUGAGCAAAAGUCGCUAUUCAAAACACCGCGUACUAAACCGAGGCAACCGAGAGGAUUACCUAAAGUAUUGCUGGUUGUCGGCGGUCAAGCUCCAAAAGCGAUUAGGAGCGUCGAAUGCUAUGACUUUAAAGAAGAAAAGUGGUAUCAAGUUUCCGAAUUACCAACACGACGUUGCAGGGCCGGACUCUGUGUUCUUGGUGGACGCGUGUAUGCCGUUGGUGGAUUCAAUGGUUCACUGAGGGUACGGACGGUUGAUAUUUACGACGCUGCGGCGGAUCAGUGGUCACCCUGUCCCGAGAUGGAGGCAAGGAGAUCGACGCUCGGUGUAGCCGUACUUGGCAAUUGCGUUUAUGCUGUCGGUGGUUUUGAUGGUUCGACCGGAUUAAAUUCAGCUGAAGUUUAUGAUCCACGGACUCGCGAAUGGAGACCAAUCGCUCGAAUGUCGACGCGACGUAGUAGCGUGGGAGUCGGAGUUGUCAAAGGAUUACUCUAUGCCGUGGGCGGCUAUGAUGGAGAGUCUCGACAAUGUCUCUCCAGUGUCGAGUGUUAUAAUCCGGAGAAGGACCAAUGGAAACCUGUACCUGAAAUGUCCGCGCGUCGCAGCGGUGCAGGUGUCGGUGUCCUGGAUGGUAUUUUAUACGCGGUAGGAGGUCAUGAUGGUCCACUUGUACGAAAAAGUGUAGAAGCGUUCAAUCCGGAGACGAACCAGUGGACUCCUGUCAGUGACAUGGCACUGUGUCGUCGUAAUGCCGGUGUUGUGGCAUUAAAUGGACUUUUAUACGUGGUGGGUGGAGACGACGGUUCCUCCAGUCUAGCAUCAGUAGAAGUGUACUCUCCAAGAACCGAUACUUGGACUACCCUGCCGACUUGCAUGGGAGUCGGGCGUAGUUACGCGGGUGUUGCUAUUAUCGAUAAACCGAUGGCCCCCGCGACGACGAUGUGAGGUCUACAAUCCGCUGGGCA
Pogonomyrmex barbatus (red harvester ant) is the source of this 2310-nucleotide messenger RNA. RefSeq names its product kelch protein (gene kel). NCBI's taxonomy places the organism in Eukaryota, Metazoa, Arthropoda, Insecta, Hymenoptera, Formicidae. The record is from RefSeq and is a predicted model, not a curated record. Gene Ontology annotation, molecular function: protein binding.